Molecule: messenger RNA, 2732 nt
Organism: Chelonus insularis
Lineage: Eukaryota; Metazoa; Arthropoda; Insecta; Hymenoptera; Braconidae
Exons: 12
Coding region: 1-2040 (679 amino acids)
Cellular component (GO): membrane
Molecular function (GO): ligand-gated monoatomic ion channel activity
Source: RefSeq, a predicted model, not a curated record
AUGACUGCUAUCAUUCUAUUCGUUGUCAAGUAUCAAAACAUUGGUGUUCACUUCAACCUAAAAGUCUUACCUGAUUUAUUGAGAAUGUUUUACUGGUUCAAGUGGUGGAUUUUUGGUGAUAUUUUAUGUCAUUGUUGGACCCUAGCUCAUGUUGAUAAUAUUAUUAACAAUUUAUCAAACCGUUCGUGGAUUUUAGACAAUGAUUUCAAAACUCUUGUUGAUGUGUCUUAUCCUUUCUCUCGAUGUUGUAAUAUUUACAUUGAUGGUGACGACAGAGGAGUGCAAGUGUUAUUCAAUCAAUUUAGAGAAUCAUAUCCCUUCGAUUAUUACGUACGACGUCGUCAGUACGAGUGUCAAGGAUACUUUUUAGUAUCAACUUCAGCUGAAAGAAUUAUUAAAGCCAUGAAAAAAGUUCCAACGAAAAUUUCUACAACAGAGUUAUUAAUUAUUAUCAAUAAUUACAUAAAUGAAUCUUCACCGCUUUUAAAUGUCAAAUUAUUUAAAUAUUCUGAUGUAAAUGUGGUUGCUAAAUCAGGAAAAUGGUCAUUAUCGGGAAAUUUUUUGUAUCCAAGAGAAUUCAGAAGUGUAAUCAAAUAUGAUGAUAUGAAACACGACAGCGGAAUAGUUAAUUUACAAGGACGACAGUUGCAAAUAGCUACUGUUUACAUUCCGCCUCACUCUUAUUUAUCAACAACUCAGAAAAAAAUUGAGAAAGGACUUAAACGGGAAUUUUUCACUCCUAAAAACAAACGUGAAUUUGAUGGCGUGGAGGUCAAGCUGUUCUUGGUGAUAGCUGAAAGACUUAAUUUCACUUGGCUAAUACGUAAACCUAAAGAUCGUCGUAGAUAUGGAAGGCCAAACGGCACGACUUGGAGUGGUGGAAUGAUUGAUCAAAUCCUACAAAAUGAGGUGGACGUAGCUUUUGGUGGGAUAUGGUUAAAGCAUGAUGUUUAUCAAUAUGUAAAUCUAACACAACCUUGGUAUCAGCUAUUCAUUCACUUUUUGGUCCCACGACCUAAACCUCGUCAGAGUUUUUGGGCCUUAACUCGACCAUUGUCUCCAACAGUUUGGCUGGUAUUAAUCCUGGUGAUAAUUAUCCAAAGCCUGAAUGUUUACACAAAGGCUUGGAUUAAUCCAGAUGUUCCAUCAAGAUUUAAAGAUUAUCCAUUGACUCUUAUGGAAUUAACUGGUCGUCUAAUUGGCAUUUGGGCACCAUCUAAAAUUGAAGGAUUAAAAAUACAAUUACAUCUGUGGCACAUAGCUGGUCUUCUUUUAGUCACUGCCUACUCCAGUAGCUUAGCAGCUAGAUUAACGACUCCUGAUUAUGAGCAAAGGAUCGACACUGUUCAUCAGUUCAUAGAAAACAACCUUACUUGGGGCAGAGAAGGAACAAUGCCGAAUUUUGAUGACUAUUUUGAUCUAAAGGAUCCUGAUGCAGGACAACUUCCUGGUAGGUUUGAGCUACAUAAUUCCUCUGAUGAAAUUCACAAUAAGAUACUUGAAGGCAAUUAUGCAAUCGUUGGCACAAUCGUUGAAUCAAUCUUCUUUCCCGAAAAUGAUAUCUGUGGUGAAGAUCUUGCUAAUUAUAGAGUAAUGAAAGAUAGCAUCGGUGAUUAUUAUCUGUCAUUUGCAGUACAGCCAUGGCUUUUAAAGUCCUUUGACAAAGUAAUUCUAUGGAUACGAGAGACUGGACUAGCGAUGUACCAUCUCAACAACGUCAUUCACCGCAGAACAAGUAUUAAUCUACGAGAAGUUUUAAUAGAACAUGAUGUUGAAGCUAAUGAAGCUACCGCUUUAAUUAUGACUCCCCUUGGAGCUGGUUUUACAAUGCUUAUUAUAGGUCAUUUAGUAGCUCUAGUAAUGUUUUACGUUGAACUUAGGUCUAUUAAUCAGAAAACAGUACCUAGUGGAUCAACUCCAUCAUCAAGAUCUGCUAGAUCAGUAAAAUCUACGAAAAGUAGCACAAUAGUAAAUGAAAAGACGGAAAUAAAUACCAAUAAAUUAGGAGAUAAUUUUUUAUUGAAAAAUAAGAAGACUUAGAAAGCAGUUGGAGUGAGUAAAUUAGGCUGGAAGAUGAUCUCCAACUGGGUGGAAUCCAUUUUCAUCAGCAGUAUAGGUGACUUUGUAGCUCUGGUUGGUUACUGGAUCAACGUAACUGAAGCUACCGCUAACUACAUAAUAAGCUUGACUUUCAACACCAGCUGCACUUCGAAGUUGGGCAGAUUGUUCGACUGAUUGUCCAUCAUUUAAUUGGUAACUGUAACUGUAAUCACCAACUCCAAUGUUGUCAUGAACUUUUUCCUGGACAACUUGGACUUGUUGUUGCUGCUGUUGAGCUGGAGCAGCUAGGGAUACAGCCACGAGGGCAGCAAGAACGAUGAACUAGACAUAAUAAAAAUAAUUAUUAUUAAUAAUUACAUCUAAAAUAUUUUUUAUACAAUAAUUAAUACACAAUAAUUGAUUCACGCACCAUUUUCAUGAUGAUAGAUGUUUUGUUAAAAGCCUGAGUCAAUCAGAUCGAACAACUGUGUCUUGAAUGAUCAAUUUUGCGGGUUUUUAUACCAUUUAAGUUCCCUAAAAACUUGAUUGAUAUCAACUCCCACUCAAAAUUUCUUCUACAGUGUUAAAUAGGUAGAAGAUAUCCCACCUACUAGAACUUGACACUUUUUCUUUUUUUUUUUGACGACAUCGAUGUCCGCUUUUGUGUUGCCCAAAAUGCUGGAGAUGGGUUU